Molecule: messenger RNA, 1694 nt
Organism: Solenopsis invicta (red fire ant)
Lineage: Eukaryota; Metazoa; Arthropoda; Insecta; Hymenoptera; Formicidae
Product: facilitated trehalose transporter Tret1
Exons: 6
Coding region: 15-1433 (472 amino acids)
Biological process (GO): transmembrane transport
Cellular component (GO): membrane
Molecular function (GO): transmembrane transporter activity
Source: RefSeq, a predicted model, not a curated record
AAUUUAAAAUAAAAAUGGCAAAAAUAUUCGAAGCUGUACUUCAAUUGUGGCCUCAAUGCUAUGCAACUCUGCUAGUAUGUCUAUUGAACAUCAGUAUUGGUCUCGCAAGCGGUUGGACAUCGCCUUAUUUAGCGCAACUAACCAGUGAGAAUCCGCCGUUUCGCGUAACGUCCGAAGAAGGGUCCUGGAUAGCCUCUCUAUUACACCUCGGACGCCUCUUAGGCGCCGUCAUUGGAUCUCUCCUUUUAGAAUAUUUCGGCAGCAAGAUGUCUGUUCUAUUAACGGGAGUGCCGAUGAUUUUCAGUUGGAUUUGCAUAAUAUGUGUCAAUUCCCCUAUAUGGUUGUACGUCGCGAGAAUAUUUUCAGGUAUGUCAAUGGGAAUGGUAUUCAGCUGCUACCCAAUUUACAUCGGUGAAAUUUCCGCACCAUCGAUUCGUGGCGCCUUGGUGUGUGUAAUUAUCAAUGGAUUGCUCAUAGGCAUACUUUUUGCUAGUAUAAUGGGUCCCAAUAUGUCAAUGAUGUAUUUCGGUAUCAUUAGUUUGAUAGUAACGCUAGGCUACAUGGCUAUUUUUCCAUUCCUGCCGCAGACGCCGCAUUAUUACGUGCAACACAAUAACAUUAAGAGAGCAGAACAAGCCAUUCAAUGGUAUUAUCGAAAACCUGAUGUAAAAAGUGAAAUAGAAGCUGUGGAACAUUUCGUCAAGUCUACAAGUGCGAAGAGCAUAAAAGAACGAUUAGAGCAAAUAAAAAAACCCGAAAAUCGUCACUCUUUGAUAAUGAUAAUACUAUUAUACAUGUUUAUGCAACUCAGUGGACUAAACACUAUUCUAUUUUACAUGGAGAUUAUCGCGAGAAAGGCAAUGGUCACAUUGAUUACGCCUUCGACGUUAGUAAUUAUCAUCAGUGCAAUCAAUGUAAUUGUCGGGUGGAUGGGAGUAGUUGCCAUCGAUCGUUGCGGUCGCAGAAUUCUGUUAGCGAUAUCAUCGUUUGGCGUGAUGACCGGUAUGAUAUUGUUAGGUUUAUACUUCUUCCUGUUGGACUACGACUACGAUCCCAGCAAUCUCGAAUGGUUGAUCAUCCUAUCAUUCCUGAUAUUAACAACAAUGAUGUUCGGACUCAUAUUGGCGCCUAAUGCAAUGUUGAGCGAAUUAUUUCCGUCCGAUCUGAAAAGUAUAGCUGGAUUCGUUGGGAGCAUCUCGUCAGCAAUAUUUGCAUUUGUCGCCUCGAAGACGUAUCAAUCGUUGGUAGAUAUCAUCACAGAGAAAUACGUCUUUUGGAUCUACGCAGUGAUCAUGUUGAUCAGCUUGAUAUAUUCGCUCAUCGUAGUACCAGAGACAAAAGGAAAAACGCUACAGGAAAUUCAAGAUCUGAUGAUCGCAAGAAGAUCACAACAGUCAAGGAUCACUCAACAGUCAAGCGUUGAAACUGGAUAAUAUUCAAAUACAAUAAAUUAUCUAAAACUCUUUCAGAAUUUAGAAUAAUAAUUAUUUUUACUGUAAUUAUAAGAGAUAUACAAUAUAGAAAAUAUACUGAAGUAAUUAAGUUAAGAAAAAAUUGUGCGCUGUUAUUGAAAUAAAAUAGAUAUUACCGAGUUCAACAAAAAGUUUUUUCUUUCUUAUUGAAGAAAUUCAAACAUAAGGUUUACGUAAAAAAUCAAACUUUAUUAAAAAGGUGUCGUUCUUUUUUUACUACUU